CAAGACGAAAUUUGGAUGUCUUAUAUUCGACAACAACUCAAUACGCUUUUCCCAGACUUCUUUCCCUCGUCCGAGUCUGAGAAUUCUGACGAUAUCCAACCUAACUCCAAUCCUUACUAUCCUCAUUUUCCCUCCUUAGCGAUGAGACAAUACCAACCUAUCAAUUCUGAUCAAUACGACAUGCCCACACCUCCAUUGACUGCCAGUAGACGUAUGAUCCCCGAAGAUGGAGAUAUGGCCGAUGCAAGUUUUUCUUCGGCAGAUACGAAUAUAUCCAAUUUCCCUCACCCUCUUCACGGAGAUGAAAUAACUAUCAAUUCGAACGAAAUGGGAUUGAGGGUGAGAGUACCGAAUGUGAGGAAUGAAAUUGCCGAUAUGAAAGAUGAGAUUUCACGAUUAAGAACUGUCGUCGGUGGAAUAGCGGAGGAAUUGAAAAUUGGUCAAAAUGUUACUCGUAGUGGUGAUACCUUAUCCUCAGAAGUAGGGCCUGAAGGAGUCAUUUGGACGGAUAAAAUGGAUGUGAAAUCUAAGGAGGAAAUUUCUUUGGAAAUGCCGGAAAGAACGGGAAAGCAGAUACCAAGUGCUUUACUUGAGGUAAGUUGAACUUUCAUCAUAGUGGUGGGCUGGCGGGAAGUUGACCUCAGAACGCUGAGAAAGUGAUGAAUAUCAUUCGAUUACUCGAUACCCACACACGAAGUUC
This is a messenger RNA of Tremella mesenterica DSM 1558, 700 nucleotides long. RefSeq lists its product as uncharacterized. NCBI's taxonomy places the organism in Eukaryota, Fungi, Basidiomycota, Tremellomycetes, Tremellales, Tremellaceae. The record is from RefSeq and is a predicted model, not a curated record. The transcript has a single exon. Bases 16 to 603 code for a protein of 195 amino acids.